Rotaria sordida is the source of this 792-nucleotide messenger RNA. The record is from the annotation of a GenBank genome assembly. Lineage: Eukaryota; Metazoa; Rotifera; Eurotatoria; Philodinida; Philodinidae.
AUGAAGACGAGCAUAAAAAGUGGAGCUGUAUUAAGUGACUGUCAAAUUCAAGCAAUGCGUCUUAAUAGACUUGAAUAUCGUCGUUUACAACGUGAUAUUAAAUUAAUGCAUAUUGAUUUACGAGAAAAUUUAGCUCGUUUACAACGGCAAGCACAACAUUUAAGAUCUCGUUAUGCAAAUCUUGUACGACUUUUAAAACCAAAUCAAUCAUAUCAAUUAUGGAAAAAUUCACAUGCUUAUGAGAUACAACAAAAUGAAACUAAAAAUGAUCUAGGAUCAAUAAAACAGAAUGAACAAUCCAAAUCUAAAACACAUCAACAACAACUUUCAUCUGAUGAAAAUUCUUCCGAAGCAGAUCUAUCGUUACUAUUAUCACUUAAUAAUGGUGUUCCAGAACCGAUUGAACCAAUAAUAGAAUUUAGUGAAAAUUUUCUUCGACCAAAAACUUCACUAAUUAAUAAACAUUUACCUAAACCAGUAUUAACAAUACUUAAUGAACCUUCCAUGAAUUCAAAUAAUCCAAUUAAAACACCACGAUCUGAUUCAACUUUAGUCUCUUUUCUAUCAUCGACAGUACCAUCAAGUUCUCGAACAUUUGUACCAAAUAAAUUUAUUACUACACAAAAAAUGUCUAAUCCUAAUACAUUACAUCAAAAAACAUUACAAAAUCAAACAGCUUAUAAAUCUAUUAAACGAACACGUAUUGAAACAUGUCAAUUAAUUGACAAAGGUUUUACACCACAAUAUCGAGAUCUUAAAAGAACUACGCAAUCAGCAGGUGUUAUCAAAUAA